Messenger RNA from Colletotrichum navitas, 791 nucleotides. RefSeq lists its product as uncharacterized. Gene Ontology annotation, cellular component: membrane. The record is from RefSeq and is a predicted model, not a curated record. The transcript is spliced from 2 exons. Gene Ontology annotation, molecular function: transmembrane transporter activity. NCBI's taxonomy places the organism in Eukaryota, Fungi, Ascomycota, Sordariomycetes, Glomerellales, Glomerellaceae. The coding region runs from base 19 to 417 and encodes 132 amino acids.
GCCGCCGAAGUCCAGGCCAUGACUGUGCCAGUCUACGCAGCUGGUGCCAUCGUUUACAUCACUUGCACUCGAUUAAGCGACCUAACUCAGCGCCGGGGAUAUUUCAUCAUGGGAUCAAUUGUUUCGUCCAUGGCUGGAUACGGCAUGCUAAUAGCAGAGAAAGGACCUUCUGUAUCCUAUGCGGGCCCAUUCUUCGUCUCGAUCGGCAUCUUUGUUUCAGCGGGCAUCUCGUUUGCCUGGGUUCCAACCAAUAAUCCGCGUUACGGAAAACGAGCCAUCUCAACAGGGCUGCAUCUGACUAUCGGAAACUCGUCCGGGGUUGCUUCCCCAUUUCUCUUCCAAGGGUCAUUUGUUCCUGGAUACGCCGCCAGUAUAGGAAUGCUGGGAUUUUCUUAUGGAAGGCAAGACAGAAGAUGAGAUCGAGGCUAUGGGGGAGAAGAGCCCUAGGUUCCGCUUCGCUACGUAGGAACCGCCCAUUAAGAAAAUAGCAAAGGUUUUAGUCAAGCAAAGGCUGUACAACUUCUCCCUCAAGGAACAUCGUCAAUCCCCAAGUCUUCAUAGAUCAGAUAUAAAAACCUCAAGUCACAAGCCUAUUUCUGUAUGGUAUCUGUUCCGGAUCUAAUUAGUGAUAUAGGCUGUUGGAGCUGCCGAGAAAGAGCGCGGCAGCAACGUAGACGGACGCUAUAAAGGCGUGUGGCAGAGAAAGGCAUCAAAGCGUAAUAAGGUAAUCAAACAAGAAGCACACUAUAGCACAAGCAGAGGAAAACAGGAGAUAGGUACAACAAGAGAGU